AUGUCAAAGCCCCCACCAACUCAUCCUCCGCAACCUCACUCCCACCAACCCUCUCACUUCCCUCUUCAUCAACCAUCCUAUGCCUAUCCCACCUCCGCACCUUACCCAUCCUUCCCACCGCCGUCCUCCUCCUCGGCCUCCUACCACACCUCCCACACUUUGCUUGCACAAUCCCACCCCCUUCCCUCCUCUGUACAGAAACUUUCCCCCACCAUUCCGACCUCUACGCGCCAAACAUCUGCGCCUCACCUCCAGUCCCAACCGCAACCGGUAGCGCUUCCGCCCAACCCGACAAGACAAGUGCCUGCCGCGCGUCACAGAAACCUCACGCAGCAGCAAUCUUUCUCCCCUGCUUUUAAUUCCUCCGCUCUGAACGCUCCGGUAUCUUCAUCUGCUCAGCAUGUGUACGCAUCGCCUCCGACGUCCCUUCUCUCUCGCAAUGUAACCCCCGGUCACCCGCAACCCGCAUUAUCCAAGUCGAUAUCCUCCCACGAUCCUUCCUCUGCUGGUCUGCAACACUCGCCUGUCUUGAAUCGACAAGCCGCUGCGCAGCAACCGCCGCAGCAAAAUGUUUUUCGAAACGAUAAUUUUUUUUCAACUCUGCCUCAGCGACAGAAAAAUUUAGCGUCGCGUCAGCCGCAGCAACCAUCACCGCAGCAACAACAACAUCUCCAGACUCAGCCGCCCCAACAUCCGUCGCACAAUGCAGACAUCAAAGUAUCGAAUCGGAAUUUGCCUUUCCCGGUUGACAGACUCUCGCCGCACGCUGAGCCCUUUCAGAAUAGCAAAUCGCUUCCGUUUCCCAUAUCUCACCAUCCGCUCCCAACGUCUCCUGCGGGGCUCUCUCCGUCAAACACGCGUCCACCAAAUCCUGGACCAUCAUCUACCGCACUUCCGGUACUCUCGCAACGGUCGACCUUACCUCCGACUCUCGCUGCGGCUUCGAAUGUCACUCAGAGCCACCCCAGUACUCGAGGUUUGCUUUAUGAUAUUUCCAAAUUGCAUGCCGCCCAGUGCACCAUCAUCGGAGGCAAAGUUUACAACGACAAAGGACAUAGCAUAUGCGGCGUUUUGAAUCAGCACGAUAAACCAUGCAAGCGAAUUGGAAAAUGCCCCUUCCACGGUGUCUCUCAACCUGUUUCCGCCCAGAAUUCCUGUCACGGUUAUGUCGACGAGUUGGGCACAGCACCAGCACCCGCCAACGACGAUAACGGCCUGCCUGGUAGUGGAAAUGCUUCCGGUGACCCAAACGGUACAGGGGUGAGCGUUACGUCCAACCCCGAUACUGGGCCCAAGGGAAUUCCCAAGAAGCAGCAGUAUAAACAUGGCUGGUCGAAAGAGGAGCAUUACCUUUUCUUGCGUGGGCUUCAGAUGCACGACAGAGGCUCAUGGAAGCAAAUCUCCAACGUCGUCCAGUCCAGAAACGCCACCCAAGUUCAGUCACAUGCCCAAAAGUACUUCCUUCGACAAAAGCAAAACAACAAGAACAAAAGGUCCAUUCAUGACCUUACUAUGGAUUCCCCCGAGAUGCAGGAAUUGGAGAAGCGUUACCGAAAUGGAGACUUUAGGAGCGUGGUUCCUCCAGUAGGACUGUCGGAGGGCUUGUACGACCCCUCUACUGGCGAUGGGGGCGCUGGGAGGGUUCGAGAUGAUCAUGCAGCGGGUCUCGGUCAAGGGAUAUCCGGAGCGAAUCAAGGCAUCACAGCUUUUGCGCAAAGUAACACCGUUGGCCAUAACAUGAUGGCUGACGGAAACCUGCCCCGAUUUGGGCAGGCGGGCGGCGUCGCUAUGCCUAGGCUCGGUCAGGGACAACCGGUAAGCGCGACGACACUUGGGUCGUCGGUUAGUUCUGGAGUCCACAUACCCCAACUUCAAGGUGGGCACCAAGCUAGAGGGGCGUUCCAGGGCACUGCCGGUUUCAUGCAAACACACGACCUGCUGGGCCACACUGGCAAUGCUGCGCAAAAGAAGUUCAACAACAUGAAAACAAUGCGACCCAGGUCUGACAUUCCACAGGGGAGGGAUGCCUUUCAUUCCGGGUCGCGACCUAAUUUCGGACAGGAAGUGUAUCAGUCGACAUUGACUCCAACGCAGUCGGGGAUCAAUUCAAUGAUGACAGUUGGACAUGGUUUCUCGCCGAAGACUGAACAGAAAACGCUCGACCCCGCGCUUCUCCAGCCCGGAAUUGACCGCAGUGGUGAAACGCAGAACGACCACGGACCGAAUCAGCAAAUGUACACGCAGAACGGAUUUCCAGGUCUAUACGGGCAGUCUGGCGGAAACAAUUUAUUCCACCAGGGACAGUCUCGACCCAGUGGCGAGAACCAGCUCGCAUGGCCGUAUGACAGCGAUGGGAAGAGCAGGAGACCGCGGGAAAUGGGUGGGCGAGAGUCAAUUAGCUUUCAGAACUCGUUCGGUGGGAUGGCUAGUGAUGGGUUUGGGCAGGUCAGCAAUAUCCCUGUCAUGUCGAGCGACAAUCAUGUCGUGACGGGCUUCGAAGGCCCAGGGAAUCAUGGGGCAUCCUUCCAGACUGCCCUCUUUGGCAGCCCCGACGCUGUGGAAGUGGGCGACAAUCCAAACUCAUACAGUAUCAAUGGUCAGCCACAGGCAGGGGUAUCGAUAAAUGGGUUUGCGGCCCCCGCCGGAUUGCAAUUAAAUGGCCUCUCCGUUCGUGGUCAAGGCAACGUGCCCAAUACUUUCGUAAGGAACUAGAGUUUCGCGAAUCGCAUCACGGUCAAUGUCUUGAAAACAUGCAAAUACGAGUCGCGCCGUGUUUCUUGUCUGAAGGAAGGUGGCGGGAAGCUUUCCCUCCGUCUAAUAUCGUCUGGCGAGACGGGCAAUUGGCUGUCGUCGAUCGAGGUGAGCUCCAAUGGUCGCCGAUGCCCCUGGCUUUGUAGUAAAAUGGCGAGCACAUGUCGGUGCUCAUUGUAACAAUGUUACAGAUGGAGUGGCCAUAUGGGGUUACGAGAGCAAUAGACUGACGCAAAUGUCUAGGUGCUCUUGUGCAAAGAAGGGAAGCUUGCGUGCAACAUUAUCCCGUACUCUAAUUCGACUACACAGGCUGCGUUGUCCAUAACAGAAGGGAGAUGUUCCGUGUCAUUGCCGAUGCACGGAAGACCGUUCUCUCGCAGCCUGUUUCCUAUCGAAAUUUUUUCAAAUUGACUUUCAACGUCGCACAGGUG
Molecule: messenger RNA, 3182 nt
Organism: Chondrus crispus (carragheen)
Lineage: Eukaryota; Rhodophyta; Florideophyceae; Gigartinales; Gigartinaceae
Exons: 2
Coding region: 1-2712 (903 amino acids)
Molecular function (GO): DNA binding
Source: RefSeq, a predicted model, not a curated record